Dermacentor andersoni is the source of this 5373-nucleotide messenger RNA. RefSeq lists its product as uncharacterized. The record is from RefSeq and is a predicted model, not a curated record. NCBI's taxonomy places the organism in Eukaryota, Metazoa, Arthropoda, Arachnida, Ixodida, Ixodidae. Gene Ontology annotation, biological process: mRNA modification. Gene Ontology annotation, cellular component: RNA N6-methyladenosine methyltransferase complex.
UCCGCCAGAGACCGCCGGGCUAGAUACAUUUGGCGGCGAUCUCAUGGCAUCGUGUAUCUGUAUUUUCGUGUGCCGUGUUUACUUGUAGCCUUCUUCAUGAUUUACGUGAAACAGUACCCGUAACCACCUUCACCUGUUUGCAUUAUUCAAGAUUUGUGUGUAAUAAUAUUUUCCUUCGCCUCGAAGGGACAACGCCAUGUGAUGAACUCGGCGGCUGCAACGAUCGAAGAUGUCAAGUAAAGUUCAACGCAAGGUAACAGUGGAGAAUGUAAAGGAAAGCGGCGACGGCCCCAGAAGACCGAGCGUUUUUGAUCGACUAGGUCCUGGUGCUGUGACGGCUCAGGAGAGGCGCAGUCGUGACGAUCCUCCAGGAGAGCAGUGCAGGAACUGGAUGCGCAACGGGCCCUGCGGCGGCUUUGGGUCCAAGUGCCGAUUCCCGCCCGAGGCAUACCCACCAUCUUCAUCAUCAUCCUCGUCCUCCAGGCUGCCAAAAUCUGACAGGGACUCUUCUCAGAAAGAUCUAAGGCACAAAGUACGUCACAAACAGCAAGAGGCCAAGGAAUCUGACAGCCGGUCACCAUCUCCCAAGAGGAGGAAGGUAUCCACCAGCAGUGGUGCAGGGGGUGGCAGUGUCACUGUCACCACAGCAGUGGUGGGAAGCAGCAGUGGAGGUGGCAGCAGCCGCAGCCGGCGUACAGAUGCUGAAAGCAAGAUCAAGUCAACUGUCGUGGUGACUCGGCCACGGAGCCCUUCAUCAGGCGAGGAGGAAGUGCCAGCCAAGGACCCCAAACCACCCAAGAACUGGGAGGGGGCAGCCUCAGACGACUGGCCUAUUGAUGAUGCACUUCUGGACUACAAGGAGGAACUGUCCCUGGAGAUGAAGCGGCAGCAGCUACAGAGGGAGCUGGACCUUCUGCAGAAGGAGAACCAUCCCUCAAGCAGUGGCAGUGCUGGCAGCAAAGGAGCCGCUGGAAGCGGCAGAACAAUCGCAGCUGCUGCUGGAGCGGCUCCACCAGGGCCUCCCAGCCACACACCUGGCAGCACAAAGGCUGCACGUGUGGCACAUCCCCCACAGCAGGGCCAACCAAGUGGCAGCAGUGAAUCGUCGAGUGAGUCUGACGAUUCAUCGUCUUCGGACUCUUCAAGUUCCAGCUCUGAUGAAGAUGACGACGAUGACAGUGAGGAUUCAUCAAGCUCUAGUUCAUCCGGCGCUGCAUCACCGUCAGCUGGCCGUGGCAGUGGGGGUGCUGCGCCACCGCCGCCACUUGCGGAAGGCCAGCGCCAUCACCGAGGUCAUCGUGGCGGUGCAGAAGAGCGUGGGACCACUGCACACCGUUCUGUUGAUGGCAAGAGCAGUCGGGAGCCACCUCGUACUGGAUCAUCUUCACAUGGACAUGAUAAAGAUGCUGGGCGCCAUGGUCGUGACCGGCAUCGGGGGCGGUCGAGGGAGCCACCCGAAGCAGGCAGAAUGUCGCCAAGUCGUCGAGGAGGUGGUCCUCGGGAUGGUGGUGACUAUGACGGGUACGCGGGCCGGUCUCGCGGCCCCCGCACCCCCAGCCCUGGGCCACCGACCGAUUCCAAGCGCAAAGCUGCCAACAGCAGUGUCCAGCCCAACAAAGGGCCUCCACCACCAUACCCACCCGGAAAACCACGAAAGAAAAAGAAGUCUGGCAAGAGGCGCAGGGACCGAGAGAAGCAGCUCAGGGCUGAGCGUGCCCGCGUUGCUCAGUCACAUGGGGCGGCAGCAUUUCCGGAGAGUCCAUCUCCUGAACGACCAUUGUCUCCAUCGUCGCGCCACCGCGGGAUCCGCGAAGGAGGCAUGCGUGGUGCACCACCCUCAUCACGCAGUGGGCGCUAUGGGCCACCGCCAUCUGGUCGCUCCCCUCCUCCUCCUCGUGAGGGCUCAGCCGGAACCCCUGGACACAGGGGUGCUGGCCCACCUUGCAAGCGGCCUCGCCGAGAGACACCCCCACCACUCCCCUCUUCAAACCCCCCACAAGGAGACGGAUCUGUUCCUCCACCUCCGCCAGUCGUUCCACCUUCCCAGCCGUCAUCAAGAGAUUCCCGGAAGAAAGAGGCCGACCGUCAUGGGCGUCCAGAGGAGUAUGGUGGGAGAGGUGACCCUAAAGGCUAUGACGGGCGCUAUGAUUCUGAUGGGGCUCGAAGUGGACGCAAGCGAGGAGAACCUGGGCAUACUGACCAGCCACCGCCACCACCACCUCACAGAGGCAGCCGACACGAUCUGGCGCCCCCUGAAGAAACUGACAUGCUUGAGCCAGGUGAAGUGCUUCCAGACCACGCGGAGCGUUAUGUUAGUGAACGGAGCCGUUACGACCAAGGCAGGGGCCGUGAUGGACGCAGGAUGGAUCACCAUCGCUCACGGUCACCGUCUCCCGCCCUGGCCGGCCUGCCACCACGCAGUCGUAUUGACAUGGAGAUGCAUCGCAUGGACUACCCACACUCGCCACGCUCACGAAACCAAGACAGCAGGGGCAAGUCGGACUUGAGGGGCUCUGAUGGGCGACGUGGUGAUCCGUACCUCCGAGGCGCUGACCCCAGAGGAGACCCAAGGGGAGACCUGAGAGGAGACCUGAGAGGAGACCCAAGGGGAGACCCAAGAGGAGACCCAAGAGGGGAUCUGAGAGGGGACCUAAGAGGAGAUCCCAGAGGGGACCCGAGAGGGGACCCAAGAGGGGAUCCAAGGGGUGAUCUCAGGGGUGACCCACGAGGCGAUCUCAGGGGAGAUCCCAGAGGAGACCCCAGAGGCGACCCCAGAGGCGAUCCUAGGGGCGACCUCAGGGGAGACUUGCGGCGAGACCCUCGAGGAGGAGAUUCACGGGGAGACCUCAGAGGCGACCCGAGGGGUGACUCUAGGGGCGACCUGCGUGGUGGUGACCCCUACCGUCGAGGAAUUGAUCCGCGGGGGGAUCCGAGCAAGCAGGAUCUUCGUGGUGGCGACUAUCAUGGCCGUGGCGACUACCACGGGCGAGGCGACCUGAAGCCAGAUUAUCACGGCAGAGGCGACCCCUACUCUAGGGGUGGCGACAGUCGGGGCCCGUUGGACCCCUACGUGCGCUCUUCCGACUAUCGCGAUGGUCGCGACCCGCACUCGCGCAUGGACUUGCGCGGUAAAGACUUGCCCCCACCGCCGCGCAUGGACCGGGGCGACCUUCCGGGAUAUGACCCACGUUCCGACGACUACGGGCGCCUGGCCGAGGACUACUAUGCGCGCAUGGACCGUCGGGACUACUACGCGGACGGCUACGGGCCGCACCGCUCUGAGCUUCGGGACCGAGGGCCGCGAGACCUUCGCCGUCCGGAGCACAUGAGCCGCAUGGACGCCCGGGGUGGAGGGGAGCCGCAUCUGAAGGGUCGCCUGGAGCCCGGCGGAAGGGGCGAGCACCGCCGCAACGACUCGCGGGGUCGCGACGAACGCGGAUACGGAUCGUCGCGCAGCCGCGGAGACCCACGGAGCGGCGAUGAUGGACCGAAGGCCGGUGGCCGCGGCGACCCGUACGAGCGCGGGGAACCGCCGUACAGGGGCGGCGGAGAGCCCGGCCACCGGGGCGAGCCGAGGGGCUCGGAUUCCAGGGGGGAUCCCGGGAGGAGAGGUGGUGGAGAUUACAAAGGCCGCGGUGCCGCUCCUUCGAGGAUUGACGACUCUGGUCCAAGCCGUUACAGCAGAAGAGAACCCGACCCACUCCUUGACUCCAGAGACUCAAGGACGGGCACAAGCCGGGAUGGACGCGGGGGCGGACGGUCACGUUCCGUUUCACCCAAUCGCGGUUACGAACGAAGGAGGCCGCCAGCUAGGAGCACCAAGGAGGUGUCCAAGCGCGGCGAGGGAGACGGGAAACCCGAAACGGAUGACGUCAGAGAAGGCGGAUCAGGGGGCAGCCGUGGUUCAUCUCCACGACAUGCCCGUGAGAAGGCGCCAGCAACCAAAACUAGCCGCAGUAGUAGUCAGGAUGAAGCUGCCGAGAGACCUGACCAGUCACCUGAUACCAGCAUGCCUGAAGCGGCAGCCCCUAAGGUGGCGGUGGCAUCCCCCGUGAGCGAGGAGAGUGGCGGGGAGUCGCCCACCAAGGCUGAGAUCUCUGACAGCAGCAAGCACAUGGUGCUCGUCGAGGAGUGCAAGUCUGAGGAUGACAAUGAGGAAGGCCAGGAAGCGAAAGCUGGUGCUGCAGACACUUACAGCGACUGGAGCGAUGACGACGACGAUGACAUCCUCACAAGGGGCGAGCAGGCAGCGGACCUCGACAAAAAGGAUGUGUUAUCUGAUGCUCAUAUGGACACUGCUAGUCGAGACAAGCCAGACGAAGCUGGAGACCCUAAUCUAAUUGAAGUGGAUGCAGUGCCCAUAAGUCCUGAUGAGUCUCCGCGUUCAGCUCAAGGAGCAGAAGGUGCCACCACCCUGGAAGAUGAGUUUGAUCCAAUCAGCGAUGAUGAACUGGAGGCCCUCAUUGAUGAAUCUCAGGAGAAGGAACCUGCUCCUGAGCCCGAACCGGCCAUCUCAGACGUGCUGGACAUUGACUGGUCAAUCUUGGUGAAGGAAACCAGCCAGCCCAAGGAGGGCACCGCAAGUGAGAAGCGUGGUUCUGCCCGCGAGCGCUAUUCGGGAGCUCGUGUGCUAGCACGCAUUGGCAUCUCGAGAGACCUGGCCGGUGAAGAGCUUGCUCAGCAGGUGGUCGAGUUCUGCCAGAAGGAGCUGGUAAACGACAAGAAGGAACCAGAUGAGCAAGACGGAGAAGAAGGAGCAGGAGCAGGAAAUGGAGCAGCACAGAAGGAUGGAGAUUUCCAGCUGGAGAACCUGACGGCAGGCUUUCACGCGGCUGCUGUGGCGGCACGGAGGCAACAGAACCUGGCACUGGAGUCAUGCGGACGCUACUGCCGCGCCCUCUCAGCACGCCGGGAUCUCAUGUUGCGCCGGGCACUCUGCAAGGUGUAUGAGCCAAGUUCCACGGAGCCAGCUACGAAUGUGGAUUUGCAGUUGUACAGGCGCAGCCUGCAACUCUACCAAUCUCGUACCCAGGUGCAGCUCGCAUGUUAAACCUGCCCCUCCCCUUCUUCCCAGGCACUAUUUCUGUAUUUCCACUUCAGAGGUGUGAAAUGACACCAUGUACGCAUUAGUCUCAAUGACAGUUGUUGAACAAUUUGGCCUUGUUCAUUAUGUUUUUUUUUAUGCCUUCACAGUUCAAGCACAGCUGGAUAGAGCUGUGUUGGAGAGGGUACAUUCUGCAAUCAUUCUUAAGCUCCUUGGUGCUGCUUUUGUGUUCUUUACAUUUCAUAUUUCACUUUUUUCUCUGUUUGCAUUUCAUCCCUCUCAUCCUUGUUGCCCUGUCUGGAGAAGCAUUAAAAAUGUCAAAAUCACCA